UUCCUCAUCAUCAUCAUCUCCUUCUUCCUCAAUCUUAGGUUUCUGAUUUUUUCAAAUCUCUGGAUUUGAUUUGAAUCGGAGGUUAAGGUUUUGCGAUUCGAUGAGUUAGGGGUAAAGUAAUUGCUUGAAGUUGAAUCCGAUGUUUGUCUUCUCUACGAUCUUCUUACUCAUCACCGGGUGAGAAAGGCGCGUGUAUUUAGAAAAGCUCUAGAGCUUAUUUAUCUAAGGGCGGUGCAUGGUGGAGAGCUCUUUGAAAUACAAGCUCAAGGGAGUGCAUGGUGUAGAGCUUUUUGAAUUUACAGGUCAAAGGUCUCCAAGAAGCAACAAAAGCUCAAAGGCUCUUACUUUCAUUUCACUAUUUGGUCAGAGAAUCUUAACACGUUAAACUGGAAAAUAUGCUGGAAGGAGCAAAGUUCAACGUGUUAGCUGUUGGGAACCACAACAACGACUAUGCUUUCACGCAAGAGUUUUACCAAAAGCUUAACGAAGGUUCCAACAUGUCCAUGGAGAGUAUGCAGACGAGUAACGCUGGAGGCUCUGUGUCUAUGUCUGUUGACAACAGUAGCGUUGGUUCAAGCGACGCUCUCAUUGGCCACCCGGGGUUGAAGCCACUGCGCAACAACGUCUACUCACUCUCCGUUGGGCAAAGCGUGUUUCGCCCCGGGAAAGUUACACACGCCAUGAACGAUGAUGCCUUAGCUCAAGCGCUGAUGGAUGGAAGGUACCCAACACAAGGGCUGGCCAACUAUGAAGAGUGGACGAUUGAUCUGAGGAAACUCCACAUGGGUCCUCCUUUUGCUCAAGGGGCUUUUGGUAAAUUAUACAAAGGGACUUACAAUGGGGAGGAUGUAGCCAUCAAGAUACUUGAGCGGCCAGAGAACAGUCCUGAAAAGGCACAGUUCAUGGAACAGCAGUUUCAGCAAGAGGUGUCCAUGCUUGCGAAUUUGAAGCAUCAGAACAUCGUGAGGUUCAUCGGUGCGUGUCGCAAGCCCAUGGUGUGGUGUAUAGUGACUGAGUACGCUAAAGGAGGUUCCGUGAGGCAGUUCUUGACGAAGAGACAGAACCGGGCAGUGCCUUUGAAGUUAGCUGUUAAACAAGCGUUGGAUGUUGCUAGAGGUAUGGCUUAUGUCCAUGGACGCAACUUCAUUCACAGAGAUCUCAAGUCAGAUAACCUUCUCAUCUCUGCUGAUAAGUCAAUCAAGAUUGCGGAUUUUGGUGUUGCAAGAAUCGAAGUUCAAACCGAAGGAAUGACACCAGAAACUGGAACUUACAGAUGGAUGGCUCCUGAGAUGAUACAGCAUAGAGCCUACAAUCAAAAAGUGGAUGUGUAUAGUUUUGGGAUCGUGCUUUGGGAGUUAAUCACAGGACUGUUACCGUUCCAGAACAUGACAGCUGUACAGGCUGCGUUUGCUGUGGUUAACCGAGGGGUCAGACCAACGGUCCCAAACGAUUGUCUCCCGGUGCUGAAUGAGAUCAUGACUCGGUGUUGGGAUGCUAACCCGGAAGUGCGACCAUGUUUUCUUGAGGUUGUGAGUCUGCUUGAAGCUGCGGAAACAGAGAUAAUGACGACAGCCAGAAAAGCCCGUUUCAGAUGUUGCAUGAGUCAGCCAAUGACGAUUGAUUGACUGAAAUAAAAUCUCAAGAAAACAAUAAGAGAGUGAGAGAGAAAGAAAGAAAGAAGAACAUAUUUAAGAUAAAGGGCUUUUAGAUAUAUUAAGUAAUGUUUGUCUGUCUGUGUGUGUUUGUGUAUUUAUAAAAAUCUGAAUGUAAUUUGUUUUCUCAAGAUAGGAGAAGUAACCAUAAUGUUUUUCUGCUCCCUUUUGUGUAUUAUCCAUAAAGUUAUUGUUGGUUUUAGUUCCAGUGACUGCACCUCUACUCGUGGUGGUGGUGUCUGCCACAUCGCUUUAGAAGUUAUCAUAUAAACAGAGAAAUUUGAAGUUUUGGUUGUCUAAAGUGAGCAUUACUAGGGGUGGGCACAAUUACUUGUUACUCGGCUUGUACUCGCUACUUGAUUCGUACUUGGUUCUUAAAAUCGCUACUUGA
This is a messenger RNA of Eruca vesicaria subsp. sativa (arugula), 2043 nucleotides long. The record is from the annotation of a GenBank genome assembly. Lineage: Eukaryota; Viridiplantae; Streptophyta; Magnoliopsida; Brassicales; Brassicaceae.